Hirsutella rhossiliensis is the source of this 1041-nucleotide messenger RNA. RefSeq lists its product as uncharacterized. The record is from RefSeq and is a predicted model, not a curated record. Bases 1 to 1041 code for a protein of 346 amino acids. Lineage: Eukaryota; Fungi; Ascomycota; Sordariomycetes; Hypocreales; Ophiocordycipitaceae. The transcript has 3 exons.
AUGAUCUCCGAGGACAUGGCACAACCGGCACACGCGUACAAGAGCUCGGCCAUCUCCCGCGACCCGUGGAACUCGGCCCGCAGCAGCUUCGCCGAACCAUUUGGCAAUGGAGGAUUCGGCAGCGGUCUGUACAUGCCUCAGAGUAUAAGCUACUCGGCUGGUGCCUUUUCACAGGCCCCAUUUGCCCCCGGCACGGUUGCCAACGGCCCCCCGAGCUCCAGAGUUGCGUCCACCAUGUCGACCGCUUCCAACUACGUCGCCCGACCAUCGCCCGUCAUGAACUCUGGCAUGGGCUCCGGCUACAGCUCGUAUCAGAGCUCUCAGUCGUCCUCGUGGGAACCGAAGGCGAGAUAUUCACCGACCGGCUCCCUCGACGACAUCAUUGCCUCACCCAGCUUGUCCGACUACUCGCCCGAAAAUGGCCUCAAUGUUGCCAGUCCGAGAGCUCAUGCCAAGGCCAACGGGAAACGAGCAUCUCAGCGCCGACCGUCGAACCGAGAUGAGUUUGACGGGCCGCAUCAGUUCCUACAGCGACCGCCGCAGGAGGUGGUGGCGAUGCAGGAGCGAGAACUUCCCCAUCUCCCGACCAACCUCCACGUCCAGGAGCAGGACAACGUCCUGACCCAGGUGAACGAGCGCCUGUCCCAAUGCGCCUUUGACUUUGUAGCCAAGUACCAGUUUCCCAUCCCGCUGACCCAGGACAUGAGGCCGGUGGAGAGACCGCAGGACCGGGAGUGGACCGAAUGGGUCUAUCUGCUCAAGAGACUUGCGACCAAGCGGCGCAUUCCAGCCCGGGUCCUCUACAACGGCCAGAUCAAGCAGCUUGUCACCAUCCUGGAGAACUCGCUGGAAAUGCGGCAUGCGGCCAAGCACCAGAGCCGUCCGCUCAAGGACGACCGAAACAUACUGCAGCUUAUCUCGGCAGGUAUCCAGGUCGCCAAGAUCUUGAAGGAUGCUUCGGCCAUGGAUUACCUUGACCGACUAUACGUUGAAACAGAGAAGCGGAUCCAGGAGCGUGCCACUCCGCGAUACCGGUCCUAA